GCCUCGCGCAUACCCAGUCACCUUUCUCUCCUCGUGACCGUAGCAUAUGUUCUGCGAACGUCCAUGGCGCUUCCGCGGCUCUGAACAACGGCGCGCUGCUGCAUCGCCGCUGCGGUCCUCGUAGGCAGUCUCGUGUCUUGCGUCGUCGCGUCGCGUCGGAGGAGAUCGCGGAGGAGGCACCGCACGAGGUGUGGAUUACUCGAUCGCCCCCGGGGACUGUAUCGAUUAAUCCCAUCGUUCUCACGGGACUUGGAAUUCGCGGAGCGGGAUCGAGCGAAUUUCGCUUUCAAUCGACCGAGACUUCGCGCCGUCGAUUUCUCACCCCUUCGCUUCGUGUAAUCGAACCAGGACGAAUCGUGAACCUACAUCGGCGGCCACGAGCGACCAGGGAAGAUGAUAAUCGUGAGCGGCGUGUUGCUGAUCCUGGUGGUCGCGUCCAGAGUGGGAUGCCAGCGAAACACUCCGAGGAGCGCCCGAGCUAGCAGAAACGAGGCGGCCUUGGAAUUCGAAUGCCCCGAAGAAUUCGGAUACUAUCCUCAUCCGCGUGAUUGCACGCAGUAUUAUGUGUGCGUUUUCGGCGGCGCUCUGCUCGAGUCCUGCACGGGAGGCCUUAUGUACAGUCACGACCUGCAGACGUGCGAUUGGCCGCGAAAUGUAGGCUGUCCGGAAGGUGGCUCGUCCGUCAAGGAGGUCGAAGAGGAUCCUCUGCUGGAGAGGUCCACGAAGCUCGACACGCUGCAGGAGCAGCAGCAACGGCAAUCGCAGCAACAGCUGCGCGACCAACAGCAGCAGCAGCAACAACAACGACCGAUUCAGAGGCCGAUCACGAUCACGAGCACGUCGCCGCCGGUGUCGCAGAUCACCGAGAGGCAGCUACGACAACGGCAGCGUACGAAUUAUCACGAGGACGAGUACGGGCCCGCCUCGGAGGUCGAGAACGAUCGGCAGCAACGAGUGUACCGAGGACAACCGUCGACGAUCGGUCAGGUGCAGCGCGAUCGCGACGGACUGCGACGGAACAUAAUAUCGGAGAGAGAGAAGGAUAGCCUGGUGAGCGCGCGUGUCCAGGCCGAGACUCACUACAGAACGCCCGUCCCCACGUCGGAAUCACCGAGGCUCGCGAAAACUCUGGCUUCAACCGUGGCACCGGUCCUGUCCAAGGCGUAUUACAGCGACCCGGAUCAGAGUUACCCGUAUUACACCAUUUAUGACGACGACGUCUCCAUUUACAAAGACGACGACUACAACCAGUACACGGUGAACCAUACAGUGCCGGUGCAGCAGCCGAACGUGAGGAUCAGCGAGGUGAACACGAAGCAAUAUCAAAAGCCGAAGAAGGUCGCGGUCAACGAGGCGGACAAGUACAAUCUCAAUCAGGACGUGCAGGACUACGAUAUCUACGAGAAUCAGGCGCAGCUCAACAAGAACAAGUUCCGCAUUACUGACGGUCAGCAGUACAGGACAAACGUGCUUAGCCAUCCCGUGGUCCACGUGACGACGCCGAACGUCAUAGUUGACACUUUUAUACCGUUGACUACGAGCACGCAAACCCCCAGCACGACCAGCAGACCCUACACUGUCAACGCACCGAGCCGAGGUCGACCGCAGCAGAUUCAUCGGGGCACGCCACCGCCGCGAUCCCGACCCACGUUGAAGCCGUCCACUGAGAUAGUCUCGAAGGCGCAGGAGUUCAUCGAUAUCUACAGGUACCCGCCGGUGAGACCGGCGCCGAUCUACCCGACCCCGCAAGUGGAUAAGCCUGCGGCGAAAUGUCGCAAGGACGUCUGCCUACUUCCGGAUUGCAGCUGCGGCGGCUCCGAUAUCCCAAGUGGUAUACCGAUCGAGCAGACGCCGCAGAUCGUUCUGCUCACAUUCGACGACGCCGUGAACGACCUGAACAGGCCGCUGUACGGCGAUCUGUUCGAAAACGGCCGUAAAAAUCCGAACGGCUGCCCGAUCUCGGCGACGUUUUACGUCUCGCACGAGUGGACGGACUAUAGCCAGGUGCAAAAUCUCUACGCGGACGGCCACGAAAUGGCGUCGCACACCGUCUCGCACAGUUUCGGCGAACAGUUCUCGGCGCGAAAGUGGGCACGAGAGGUCGCCGGGCAGCGCGAGAUCCUGUCGGCUUACGGAGGCGUCAAGCUGGAGGACGUCAGGGGGAUGAGGGCACCCUUCUUAUCGGUCGGCGGCAACAACAUGUUCAAGAUGCUUUGGGACACGAACUUCACGUAUGACUCCUCUAUGCCGAUCUAUGAGAACCGGCCGCCCAGCUGGCCGUACACGCUGGAUUACAAGCUCUUCCACGACUGCAUGAUACCGCCCUGUCCCACGAGAUCCUAUCCGGGAUUGUGGGAAGUUCCUAUGGUAAUGUGGCAAGAUCUCAACGGCGGUAGAUGCUCGAUGGGAGACGCCUGCAGCAACCCACCGACACCGGACGGCGUGUACAAGAUGCUCAUUAAGAACUUCGAGCGGCAUUAUACGACCAACAGGGCGCCAUUCGGCCUGUUCUACCACGCCGCAUGGUUCACCCAGCCGCAUCACAAGGAAGGAUUCAUAUCGUUCCUCGACACCAUCGUCGCCAUGGACGACGUAUGGGUAGUCACAAAUUGGCAGGCCAUCCAAUGGAUUAGGAAUCCAACGCCUCUGGCACUCCUCCACACAUUCGAGCCCUUCGGAUGCCAUUAUCCGGACCGACCGAAGAAAUGCAACAACGCGAAGGUCUGCAAUCUCUGGCACAAAAGCGGCGUGAGGUACAUGAAGACCUGCCAGGCGUGCCCGGACAUCUACCCGUGGACAGGCAAGACCGGUAUACGUAGCAGUCGCAUCGACAACGAGGUCGACGCGCACGAAUGAGCUGUACAGACGGCAAACGCAGUUUUCGUUGCGAUCGGGAAGAGAGGGAAUUGGCCCAUCGUAUGAGAGGCAAACCCGAAUAACGCGAGCGCCCCACCGAAGAACGCGGCGGAACCCCAGACAGCAUCAGUUUCUGAAAGACGUCUCGAAGACGUUCUACUUUCUCUGAACAACUUCAAAACGUCUUUGCGAAGCUUGUGCUUUCCGGGAACGAAAGACAGGAAGGGAAAGGGGAAAAGAGAGAGAGAAAAAGGUAAAUUUGAUUGAUUUUGGUUAAAUUCGAUUGAAAAUUCGAUCUUCUAGUUGAGCUUAGUUAAAUAAGUAAAUUUAAUUAGAUUUAGUUAUCUCUUUCUCUCUCUCCCUCUCUCCCUCUUUCUCUCUCUCUCUCUCUCUCUCUCUCUCUCUCUCGAUUUUUUCUAACUUCUCGCGAAUUUCUUCGCGGCCGCCGCCGCGCGAGGGGAAGACACUCUCUUCCGUUCGGUUUAGGUAACCUCGAGUGCUGCACGCGCGCGUCCUCGCGGACAGACGCACUCGGGCCGAGUACGCCGAUGCAACGAGUGAUUCGCGCGAUGAGAAAGCUGUCUCUCGUGUGCGCCCGACCGAUCGGAGCUCUCGGGCUUCGUGAGCUCCGAGACCCUCGGAGCGAAAGUUCCUCGAACCCCCGAAGAGGGAGGGCGAGGAUGAAUCGCGGGGUGGCAUCGCCCCGCUCGGCCUCGUGUCGUUCACUCGUCGGCAAUCCUUUGCUCCUGGUUUCAUUUCUUCUUUAUUUCUCGUCUUAGUCGAGCGUCGAUAUCGACGUCGAUAUCGGGGACGUGCGGAGUUAAUUCGAGUCACGGAAAAAUGAAGAUCGCGCGAAGAGCCCACGGAUUUCUCUACUCCCCUUCGUUCUCUUCUUCCUUCACGCACUUUGUACCUUCCCUCGCAUUUCUCUCUCAUUUCUCUCAGCCGACUCUCCUUCCCGCUCUUACCCUUUCCUUCUCUCUGCCUCUCUCCUGUUCUGCUUCUUCUCUGACUCUCCCCUCUCGUUCUCUCUAUCGAAUUCGCGAACAUCCUUGGCGUACUCGGCCGAAUUCGGCCAAAUAGAGCAAUUAAUUCAAUCGCAACGCGUUAAUAAUUAAUCGUCGGGAUACGUAAGUAAUUAAGUGCCGGUCGCCGGAGACCAUCAUCAUUUCAUAAUUUAAAGAAACUCUCACGACAGCUCUCGCGGAGGUCUUAUUGCUCUUUGCGGAGAAAGAAAUAAACAAAACAGAAAAAAAAUAGAAAAGAGGAAAGGGUAAGAACCGAGGUAGUCUCGCCUUGACGAAGUAUCAUGCGCACGAGGGGAUCGUCGUGUUUACCUUUUAGAACGUAAAGUAUGUAAUAUGACUUUAUAAUAAAUAAAUAUUUCGCUACGAUA
This is a messenger RNA of Odontomachus brunneus, 4252 nucleotides long. RefSeq lists its product as uncharacterized. The record is from RefSeq and is a predicted model, not a curated record. Lineage: Eukaryota; Metazoa; Arthropoda; Insecta; Hymenoptera; Formicidae. The transcript is spliced from 17 exons. Bases 394 to 2856 code for a protein of 820 amino acids. Gene Ontology annotation, molecular function: hydrolase activity, acting on carbon-nitrogen (but not peptide) bonds; chitin binding. Gene Ontology annotation, cellular component: extracellular region. Gene Ontology annotation, biological process: carbohydrate metabolic process.